Messenger RNA from Penicillium chermesinum, 1074 nucleotides. RefSeq lists its product as uncharacterized. The coding region runs from base 1 to 1074 and encodes 357 amino acids. The transcript has 4 exons. NCBI's taxonomy places the organism in Eukaryota, Fungi, Ascomycota, Eurotiomycetes, Eurotiales, Aspergillaceae. The record is from RefSeq and is a predicted model, not a curated record.
AUGAAGGAACUCGCUACCUCGGGGAGGGAGAAUCUUGGAAUGGCAAUAGCGAUGCUGAUUUUAGCUGUCAUUUCGGUUGGAUUUAGAUUUGCAGUGAAGCUGUCUGUUCGGAUGCCACUCAUUGCCGCGGAUUGGCUUGUUUUUGGAGCCUUGGCGACUUUCUGUGUCUAUGUCGCCGUCUUCAUUAGCUACAUCGUUGCUGGCCCGGGUCCAGGUUCGCUCAACAUUCCAUGGAUGAUGAAACAGCCCGGUGGUGAGGAUUGGACAAGAUUUUUCUAUAAGAAUCUCCUCAAGAUCGAAGUCUUCUAUAUCAUCACUCUCACAUUCCUCAAGUACUCGAUUCUUGCGCUAUAUCAUCAGCUGUUCUCCGUCUCGCGGCUCUUCCGGCUUCUCAAUUUUGCAACAGCCGGCGCAUGUACGACUUGGUUCAUAAUAAUACUGUUCGUUGCGAUCUUCCAAUGCUCGCCGGUUCAUAUGUACUGGGACGCCUUUGCAUCGCUUGACUACUGCAUGUCAAGUUCCAAGAUCUGGCUCGGGGCUGAAUUGUCGAAUUUCUUUCUCGACGUGGUCAUCCUCUUCUUACCAGUGCUGAUGAUCAGUCGGCUGAAUCUGACACGGGAAAAGAAGUGGUCGUUAAGCGGCAUAUUCCUCAUUGGGGGACUUGUCUGCAUUGCGAGCAUGGUCAAGGUGGGCUAUAGUUGGCGACCAGCGUGGUCCCACUACCCCGCGCUCCCCGCAGGAAUGAUUUUGAUGUCACUUCAGUUGGGAUUGGCCUUUCUAUGCACCUGUCUUCCAACAUAUGCGCCUCUUCUACAACCCGCGCGCGCGAGAAUGCGCUCCUUAGAACGCGAGUAUACAUCCGACUCUCAGAACAAAGGGUGGAAAAUCCACAUUCCAGGCCUAAGUUCCAAGAAAUCGGCUUACAGUGGAAAGACGGGCUCCUUGAAUGACAUUCCUGCGGGUACAUAUGAGCAAAUGCCUGAUCAGCAGGAUCUAGGCGAAUUCCAAUUCGAAAUGUGCGACAUUGAAAACGGUCCGAGGUCUACGGCUAGACAGAGCGCUCGACCAAAGUGA